Beauveria bassiana ARSEF 2860 is the source of this 1494-nucleotide messenger RNA. Its product is annotated as putative aldehyde dehydrogenase. Bases 1 to 1494 code for a protein of 497 amino acids. Gene Ontology annotation, molecular function: aldehyde dehydrogenase (NAD+) activity. The transcript has 3 exons. NCBI's taxonomy places the organism in Eukaryota, Fungi, Ascomycota, Sordariomycetes, Hypocreales, Cordycipitaceae. The record is from RefSeq and is a predicted model, not a curated record.
AUGACUUUGACAGUGCAGCUAUCUACGCCCGCUACGGGCAAAUAUGACCAGCCAAUUGGCCUGUUUAUCAACAACGAGUGGGUUGAGGGUGUCGACAAGAAAAAGUUUGAAGUCAUCAACCCCUCUACCGAGGAGGUCAUCACCUCUGUCUGCGAAGCUACCGAGAAGGAUGUCGACCUCGCCGUCGCCGCCGCCCGCAAGGCCUUCGAAACCACUUGGAAGGAAACGACCCCGGCGGAACGCGGCGUGUUGAUGAACAAACUCGCCGACAUUGCCGAGAAGAACACCGAACUCCUCGCCGCUGUCGAGUCUCUCGACAAUGGCAAGUCCAUCACCAUGGCCAAGGGCGAUGUUGGCGCAGUCGUCGCCUGCAUCCGCUACUAUGCCGGCUGGUCCGACAAGAUCCACGGCAAAACUGUCGACGUCGCCCCCGACAUGCACCACUACGUCACGAAGGAGCCUAUUGGUGUCUGCGGUCAGAUCAUUCCCUGGAACUUCCCUCUUCUCAUGCUUUCCUGGAAGAUUGGCCCUGCCCUGGCCACUGGCAACACCAUCGUCAUGAAGACUGCUGAGCAGACUCCCCUCUCUGCCCUCGUCUUUGCCCAAUUUGUCAAGGAAGCUGGCUUCCCUCCUGGUGUUUUCAACGUGAUCUCUGGUUUCGGCAAGACCGCCGGUGCCGCCCUCUCCGCUCACAUGGACGUAGACAAGAUCGCUUUCACCGGUUCCACCCUCAUCGGCCGCACCAUCCUCAAAGCUGCUGCUUCCUCCAACCUCAAGAAGGUCACUCUUGAGCUCGGUGGCAAGUCCCCCAACAUCGUCUUCAAUGAUGCCGAUAUUGAGUCUGCCAUCUCCUGGGUCAAUUUCGGCAUCUACUACAACCACGGUCAGUGCUGCUGUGCUGGUACUCGCAUCUUUGUCCAGGAGGGCAUUUACGACAAGUUCCUCGAGGCUUUCAAAAAGCGCGCUGCCGCCAACACUGUCGGUGACCCCUUUGACACCAAAACUUUCCAGGGUCCUCAGGUCAGCAAGCUCCAGUACGACCGCAUCAUGAGCUACAUCCAGUCUGGCAAGGAUGAGGGUGCCACUGUCGAGAUCGGUGGUGAGCGUCACGGCGACAAGGGCUUCUUCAUUAAGCCCACCAUCUUCUCCAACGUUCGCUCCGAUAUGAAGAUUAUGCAGGAGGAGAUCUUCGGCCCCGUCUGCUCCAUCUCCAAGUUCUCCACCGAGGAGGAGGUCAUCAAGCUUGGCAACGAGACCACCUACGGUCUCGCCGCUGCCGUUCACACCAAGGAUCUCAACACCAGCAUUCGUGUCAGCAACGCCCUCAAAGCUGGUACCGUCUGGGUCAACUGCUACAACCUCUUGCACGCCUCGGUUCCCUUUGGAGGCUUCAAAGAGUCUGGAAUCGGUCGUGAAUUGGGUGAAGCGGCCCUCGAUAACUAUCUACAGACAAAGUCAGUCACUGUCCGUCUGGGAGGCCCAAUGUUCGGAUAG